Cylicostephanus goldi is the source of this 189-nucleotide messenger RNA. The record is from the annotation of a GenBank genome assembly. NCBI's taxonomy places the organism in Eukaryota, Metazoa, Nematoda, Chromadorea, Rhabditida, Strongylidae.
UAUGACGUAGGAAUGUACGAGAAACAUCCCGCUAAACUCAUAUACUUGACGGAGAAUGGCUACGCUUCCGAUCAAGCUAGCAAUCAUCGUGAAUUUCUCGAAAUGUACCGAAAGUUACAGCCGAACCCGUUUGAUUAUGGUCACAUCGUCAAAGGUCGCGCAGGAUUUGAUUCUAGAGCGCAAUUCUGA